AUGAAGAUCCAAAUGCAAACUUCCACGCUUUCCUUCCUUCUCCUAGCGGCAUCCUCGCAGGCCUUUGCUCCAUCAAGCGGAACAUUCAGAUCGCAAAGAAUCGACGUGGACCGGCCGUCUUUUGUCGCGCCAACAUCCUCUUCAGUCCUAUUUGCCAGUUCCAAUUCCACCCUUCCGGAUCCAUCCGAUGCUCAGGUUCUGCGCGCCAAGGCACAACAACUCAGAGACGAAGCAUCCGAGUUGGCCACCGAGCAAGCACAAAAAGUAUCAGAUGCCGCCAUGAAGGUGUUUGCCAAGUUUGACACCAAUAAGGAUGGUACCAUCUCUGCCGAAGAGCUCAAGAUGGGACUCGAAAAGACUACCAAAACUUCAAUUUCGAAAGACACUGCCGAAAAGCUUUUGCAACAGCUUGAUACCAACGGUGAUGGUGUCUUGCAGAAGGAAGAGUUCCAACCUGUCGACAGACUGAAGAAUCAACUCGAUUUCAUUCUGCGAGGAGAAAAGGCACUCGUUUUGAACCAAGGCAAGCUUGCCAAGCAAAUCGACUUCGAGAAGAAUCUUCGAGCGAAGAUCAUCUCUCUAAUCAACGACGGUGAGCCGACCGGCAAGGACAAGGUUGUAUCCGUGCUGCCGUACAUCUUCCCGCUGCUCGACUCACUGGCAUACGCGGCACCCUGGAUCGUUAGUCAUCAAGACAAUCCGAUUGCUCACGCCGCUGCAGUUGCCUUCACCUUUUACCGAAGCAUUCCAUUGUCUGGUUUUUUGGCGUUUUUCGCACUGUCCUACCUUUCGACCGAUUUAUCCUUGAACCGCCUGGUGCGCUUCAACCUUCAACAAGCUAUCAUCUUGGAUGUUGCCCUGUUCGUUCCUGGGUUGAUGAUUGGGCUAGUGGGCUUGGUGGGAUCAGGUCUCGGUGCGCCCGUACCUGGAGUUGCGUCCGAAUACUUGAGUGAUGCAGUGGCACUGGGCACACUGGCAACAAUUGCCUAUGCGUCUGCCGCCUCCUUGACCGGUAACACUCCUGAUCAAGUCCCAUUGCUCUCCAAUUACGUCAAGAAUCGAAUGAUCACCAAAGACAUGUUUGACAAAAAGGGCAGGUUUGUUGGACCAGGAGUGGAAGACAAGGAUGUGAACAACAAGAACUAA
Cylindrotheca closterium is the source of this 1146-nucleotide messenger RNA. Lineage: Eukaryota; Bacillariophyta; Bacillariophyceae; Bacillariales; Bacillariaceae. The record is from the annotation of a GenBank genome assembly.